UUUUUCUUUUUCUUUUUCUUCCAUUUACUUUUCAGUUCGACCUAGUCUUCCUUCUCCCUCCACUCUCUUUACCUAUUCUCCAUUUUGUUUUAUUUAUAUAAAUAUCUUUGUUUUUGAAGAUCUAAUUAUAAUUAAGAGAAAUAUUUCAAUAAAAAAUGGCGAGGAGUAGAUCAUCUUCAUCUUCGAGUAAAUUGAGAUACUGUAACCCUUCGUAUUAUUUGAAAAGACCGAAGCGUUUGGCUCUGCUUUUAAUUGUAUUUGUUUCAGCUACUUUUUUCGUUUGGGAUCGUCAAACUCUCGUUAGAGAACACGAGGUUGAAGUGUCCAAGUUGAAUGAUGAAGUGCUUCGAUUACAAAAUAUGCUGGAGGAAUUAAAGAGUAAGGUGGUGCCAAAUGAUCCCAUUGAAAUGCAAAGAAGAGAAAAAGUGAAGGAAGCUAUGAUUCAUGCCUGGAGUUCAUAUGAGAAGUAUGCAUGGGGCAAUGAUGAACUUCAGCCUCAGUCAAAGAAUGGUGUCAAUAGCUUUGGUGGUCUUGGAGCAACACUAAUAGACUCCCUUGAUACCUUAUAUAUUAUGGGUCUAGAUGAGCAGUUUCAAAAAGCAAGAGAGUGGGUUGCAAACUCAUUGGAUUUUAAUAAGGACUAUGAUGCCAGUGUUUUCGAGACAACCAUAAGAGUUGUAGGUGGACUUCUUAGUGCAUAUGAUCUUUCAGGCGACAAGGUUUUCGUUGAAAAAGCUAGAGAUAUUGCAGAUAGAUUGCUACCUGCAUGGGAUACUUCUACUGGGAUCCCCUAUAAUGUUAUCAACUUGGCGCGUGGAAAUGCACAUAACCCUGGAUGGACAGGGGGUGAAAGUAUUCUUGCAGAUUCAGGGACAGAGCAACUGGAGUUUAUUGCUCUUUCACAAAGAACAGGAGAUCCCAAGUAUCAGGAGAAGGUGGAGAAGGUUAUUGUUGCGCUUAAUAAAACUUUCCCAGCUGAUGGUUUGCUUCCCAUCUAUAUUAAUCCUGACAGAGGAACUGGUUCAUACUCAACUAUAACCUUUGGUGCUAUGGGUGAUAGCUUCUAUGAGUAUCUGCUCAAAGUCUGGAUACAAGGAAACAAAACAUCAUCUUUAAAAUUUUAUAGAGAUAUGUGGGAGACAUCAAUGAAAGGUCUACUAAGCUUAAUUAGAAGAUCAACACCAUCAUCGUUUGCAUAUAUGUGUGAGAAAAAUGGGGAUUCACUGACAGACAAGAUGGAUGAAUUAGCAUGCUUUGCUCCAGGAAUGCUGGCUUUAGGAUCAUCUGGUUAUGGUCCUGUUGAGGCUAAGAAAUUUCUUUCCCUUGCUGAAGAGCUUGCUUGGACUUGUUACAAUUUCUACCAGUCCACACCAACAAAAUUAGCUGGAGAGAAUUAUUUCUUUAAAAAUGGACAGGACAUGAGUGUGGGUACAUCCUGGAACAUAUUGAGACCAGAGACAGUUGAAUCACUCUUUUACCUGUGGCGUUUAACUGGUAAUAAGACAUAUCAAGAAUGGGGUUGGAAUAUAUUUCAGGCAUUUGAAAAGAACUCCCGGAUAGAAUCUGGAUAUGUUGGGCUGAAGGAUGUUAACACUGGUGAUAAAGACAACAUGAUGCAAAGCUUUUUUCUCGCGGAGACAUUGAAAUAUCUUUAUCUUCUUUUCUCACCCCCUACAGUCAUCCCAUUGGAUGAGUGGGUUUUCAACACAGAAGCACACCCUUUAAGAAUCGUUAACCGCAAUGAUGCAAAUUUUGCAGAAUCGAAAGGGCAACAUAAACCAGUGAUUAGAAGAAUACGAGGCAGGAAGGCAGGUCGAUUGGAUGGUAAUUAGGAUUCAUUUGCAGUUUAUUGUUUUUGGCUGAACUCACUCAUAUGAUUUUAGACGUCAAAUAGAUGACAAGCUAGAGGUUAUAACUUUGUAGUAUAUUGAAAUAGACAGAAGAGUAGGUCUCCUCUUCCCAUCAGAGAAGCAUGCGGCUCGCUCGAACCAAAUGCCUUCAUUCCAGGCUUAGUGUAAACUGUUGUAUCAUAUAUUCAUAUUGGCUUGAAAUGCCAUCUCUUUACCUUCUUAAAAUGGAUGUCUAGCAUAUAAUAUAUCUAACAUUUCUCGAAGCUUUUCGCAUAGGGUUUGUGUAGGAUAUCCAUUUGGAAUCUUGUGAAAGAAUGUUUUAUUUGCAUUUUCUCUCUUUACAGAGAAGGUUUAGGUGUUAGUUAUCCGGACCGAAUUGUUUUUAAUACAUU
Molecule: messenger RNA, 2242 nt
Organism: Durio zibethinus
Lineage: Eukaryota; Viridiplantae; Streptophyta; Magnoliopsida; Malvales; Malvaceae
Product: mannosyl-oligosaccharide 1,2-alpha-mannosidase MNS1-like
Biological process (GO): carbohydrate metabolic process; mannose trimming involved in glycoprotein ERAD pathway
Cellular component (GO): Golgi membrane; endoplasmic reticulum
Molecular function (GO): calcium ion binding; mannosyl-oligosaccharide 1,2-alpha-mannosidase activity
Source: RefSeq, a predicted model, not a curated record